UCCUGCAACUGUCAAUGUCAAGGUUCAUGUAAACUGUGGUGUGCGAAUUUUUUACAAAAAGUAAAAUUGAUAUUGUAUUUUGUGUUGUACCUGGGUAUUGUGAAAUUCCUUGGUUCCUGAAUCAUUCGCCGGAAUCGUUCACACAAAGAGAAUUGUUUCGCAGGUCUUCCUACUCUCCGUGGCUGACCAGGAAUGAUGCCUUCCAAGUAACUCUGAUGCACAUUUAUGAAAACUCUAUGGUCAGGAUAGCGAUUUCGACCGAGAAAACGUCUUUCAUAUUCUCGGGCAGCAGCUCGAGCAUUUCCAUCACAAAGCCCAUAAACAUAGUGCAUUUCUGCAUAUUCGUGGGAACUAUAAGCCAUUUGUGAAGGUUUACUUGUAAUAGUAGCAAAGGAGUUAAAACACGAAAAACGCCGAAAAUAGAAACAGCAAAUAGUGUUUUGAUACCAGCUGAUUUUUUCGUUAAGCCUUUACUUGCACGCACGCUCUUCUGUAUGAUAUACUCUUACAUCUACAUCUACACUGAAAGGAGAAAAGCUUACUAAAACUGUCCUGACUUGUCCGAUGUCUAGUGCUGAAACAGUAGAAGGCUCCGUCGAUCCCCCAUCCAAGAAGCGGAAGCUUAACGACACAUCAGCCAGUGCAGCCAUGGCCAAUAAUGGUGUCGCGUCAAGUUCCGCGGGUCGCAGCGACAUUGAUGAGGGACUCUACUCCAGGCAGUUGUAUGUGCUUGGACAUGAAGCGAUGAGAAGAAUGGCCAAUAGUGAUGUUCUUAUAUCAGGUCUUGGCGGCCUUGGAGUCGAAAUUGCAAAGAAUGUAAUUCUAGGUGGCGUUAAAUCCGUAACUCUUCAUGAUGAUCAACUUGUGGCCAUCUCAGAUUUAAGUUCACAAUUCUUUCUUUCCGAAGAAGAAAUCGGUAAGAACCGCGCGGAAGCAUGCUUUAAGAAACUUUCGGAGCUGAACAGUUACGUACCUACGCGGGCGCAUACAGGCGCACUUGAUGAAGAUUUCAUUAAGAAUUUCAGUGUAGUUGUUUUGACUGCAUCAUCUAGAAACGAACAGUUGAGAAUCAGCGAAAUAACGCACGCUAAUAACAUCGCUCUAAUCAUCGCAGAUACUAGGGGAGUAUUCUCACAGGUGUUCUGCGAUUUUGGAGAUAGUUUCACUGUUGUAGACACAACAGGAGAGCCGGCGGUUUCUGCUAUGGUGGCAGAUAUUAGCAAUGAUAAAGAAGGCGUGGUUACUUGUAUAGACGACACGAGGCAUGGGCUGGAAGAUGGCGAUUACGUUACAUUUUCGGAGCUAGAAGGCAUUACAGAGUUAAACGGUUGCGAGCCCAGACCAAUUAAAGUUCUUGGUCCCUAUACGUUCUCCAUAGGAGACACAACUAAUUUUUCAAAAUAUCAGCGAGGUGGUAUCGUUACUCAAGUAAAAAUGCCAAAGAAGUUGCACUUUAAAUCUUUAAAGGAAUCUCUUAAGGAUCCAGAGUAUUUGAUUGCUGACUUUGCUAAGUUUGAUUAUCCUCCUCAGCUGCAUUUAGCAUUUACCACAUUGCAUUUAUUCAUAGAAAAGCAUGGCCGAGUUCCAAAACCUUGGUCCAAUGACGAUGCGGCCGACUUUGUGUCUAUUGCUAAAACCAAUAGCGCCAGUAGUGGUGACACUAUAAACGAAGAUUUACUCGAAACAUUCGCCAAAGUCUCUGCCGGAGAUUUAUGCCCUAUGAAUGCUGUAAUUGGCGGAAUAGUCGCCCAAGAAGUGAUGAAGGCUUGCUCUGGAAAGUUCCACCCUAUUGUGCAAUGGCUGUACUUCGAUGCCAUCGAAACUUUACCAACUGAUAAAUCAGAGAUUACUGAAGAACUUGCUAAGCCGCAGGGUAGCCGAUAUGAUGGGCAAAUUGCAGUUUUUGGAAAGGAUUUCCAGAAGAAGAUUGCUGCUCAGAAUUACUUCGUUGUUGGUGCGGGUGCAAUUGGAUGCGAAUUGUUAAAGAACUUUGCCAUGAUGGGAUUAGGAACCGAUGGAGGAUCUAUAAUAGUCACUGAUAUGGACCUUAUUGAGAAGUCGAAUCUUAAUCGUCAAUUCUUGUUCCGACCACAUGACGUGCAGAAACCUAAGUCUGUUACUGCCGCCAUGGCUAUAAAGAAAAUGAAUCCCGAGGUCAACGUAAUUGCUCACGAGAAUCGUGUCGGUCCGGAAACUGAAAACAUAUAUGAUGAUACAUUCUUCGAAGCCUUAGAUGGCGUAGCUAAUGCUUUGGACAACGUCGAUGCAAGGAUUUAUAUGGAUCGGCGAUGUGUGUAUUAUCGCAAGCCUUUGCUGGAAUCCGGUACAUUGGGAACAAAAGGAAAUACCCAGGUGGUUGUACCAUUCCUUACUGAGUCAUACAGUUCAUCUCAAGAUCCCCCGGAAAAAAGCAUACCGAUAUGUACUUUAAAGAAUUUCCCCAACGCAAUUGAACAUACUUUGCAAUGGGCAAGAGACACUUUUGAAGGACUGUUUAAACACAGUGCAGAAAAAGCGUCCCAAUAUUUGAAGGAUCCAGAAUUUAUGGAACAAACCCUAAAACUACCUGGUGUGCAACCCUUAGAAACCUUAGAAUCGUUGAAAGCAGCUUUAGUUGAUGGGAGGCCCAAAAAUUUUGAAGAUUGUGUUGCUUGGGCGAGAAAUUACUGGCAGGAGCAAUACAGCAACCAGAUAAGUCAACUUUUGUUUAAUUUCCCGCCAGAUCAGCUGACCAGUACCGGUCAGUUGUUUUGGUCAGGUCCUAAACGUUGCCCACAACCUCUAACCUUUGACAUUAAUAACCCUUUGCAUGUAGACUAUGUAGUUGCUGCGGCAAAUUUAAAAGCUCAAGUUUACGGCCUUCCUACAAACAGAGACAGAGAAUAUAUUGUCGACGUUAUUUCGAAAGUUGUGGUUCCAGAAUUUAUUCCUAAAUCGGGUGUAAAGAUUGCUGUUACCGAUUCGCAAAUGUCCAUUAACGGAAACAACGUGGAUGUAGAUAGAAUUAUGCAAAUUAAAAAAGAGUUGCCCUCUCGCGAGGAGUUAAGUGGAUUAAACUUGCAACCUCUAGAGUUUGAAAAAGAUGAUGAUUCAAACUUUCACAUGGACUUUAUCGUUGCCGCGUCGAACCUUAGAGCCAUAAACUAUAAAAUACCACCAGCGGAUAGGCAUAAGUCAAAGCUAAUUGCUGGUAAAAUUAUCCCAGCCAUUGCAACAACGACUUCAGUUGUAGCCGGUCUGGUUUGUCUGGAACUUUACAAGUUAAUACGAUCACAUAAGAGUCUGGAACCAUUUAAGAACGGUUUUGUUAACUUGGCUCUACCAUUUUUUGGAUUUAGCGAACCGAUUGCUGCCCCAGAAAAAGAGUUUGGCGGCAACAAAUGGACCUUAUGGGACAGAUUCGAGAUUCAAGGGGAAAUGACACUGGCCGAAUUCCUCCAAUAUUUUCAGGAGAAACAUAAUUUGGAGAUAACGAUGUUGUCACAAGGCGUAUGCAUGUUGUACUCGUUUUUCAUGCAAAAAUCAAAAGCGCAAGAGAGAUUGGGUUUAACUAUGGCAGAAGUAGUAAAGAGGGUAUCAAAAAAGAAAAUUGAACCUCACGUUAAAGCGUUAGUAUUCGAGUUGUGCUGCAACGAUCCCGAUGGGGAAGAUGUUGAAGUACCCUACGUUAAAUAUAAUCUCGGUUAAAUAAAAACCCUUGCGUUUUUUAUAUCUGAGUAAGGUAUCCUCUUUGCACCUUCAGGUAACUUUUUAUUGUUUAAAUUAUUUAAAUAUUAUGGAUUUCUAUUAAUUUAGCACUGUUCAUAUUUGGGUGGAAAAUGUACUUCAUUAUGACUUUUUAUCGUAUCUUUUAGUUAUUAAUGUGCAUACUUUUGAGCAAGACUUGUAGAACAAGUAUUAAUAUACCAUUAAAAAGCAAA
This is a messenger RNA of Anthonomus grandis grandis, 3920 nucleotides long. Its product is annotated as ubiquitin-like modifier-activating enzyme 1. The transcript has 7 exons. Gene Ontology annotation, biological process: DNA damage response; protein ubiquitination; ubiquitin-dependent protein catabolic process. Gene Ontology annotation, cellular component: cytoplasm; nucleus. The record is from RefSeq and is a predicted model, not a curated record. NCBI's taxonomy places the organism in Eukaryota, Metazoa, Arthropoda, Insecta, Coleoptera, Curculionidae. Gene Ontology annotation, molecular function: ubiquitin activating enzyme activity. Bases 565 to 3687 code for a protein of 1040 amino acids.